GCCCUAAGCUCGCAGCUCGUGACCGUUGAAUGACCGGUGGGCACUACGGGCCGUAAUCGCAAUGCCUCUCUCAGACGCGGACAUCGAGGAAGAAGAGAGACAUUUCUCCAAUGUGGUGGCUACUUUUCGGAAAUAUACUUCUUAUCAUUUAGCGGCGAACAAUCGACGCCGAAAAGAUCUGUUUACGUUGCCAAAAGAUGACCGAGAGCUACUUGAGCAGCUAGGAUAUAAAGAGAAAUUGGAUCAAGUGGAUAAGGCGAUAUUAGCGAAUGAACAGUUUUUGAACAAGAUCGUGGUUGAUCCAGAAAUCUUCGGAGAAGAUGGCAACGAGGAUGCCUUGGAGGAAGGGGAUGAAGAAGGCGAAGCAGCAGACCCGUCUACCUCCGCCAGAUCUCAUUCACAUUCGCACUCGCACUCCCCGCAUUCACACUCACACUCGCAUUCACAUUCGCAACCACAUUCGCAUGAAUUACCGAAGGAAUACAAACCAACGGAGUUCGACAUGGACAAGCUACGAAGCACGCUGAAGCAGUUCGUGAGGGACUGGAGCGCUGAAGGCCAAGAGGAACGCGAAACUAGCUAUGGGCCUAUGAAGGAUGCUCUAUUGGCACAUUUUUCGGAUAUCCCGAAGGAAGAACGGCGAAACUUUCGUGUACUAGUUCCAGGUGCAGGAUUGGGUAGGUUAGCAUAUGAUAUCGCCAGCCUUGGAUUCGCAUGUCAAGGAAACGAAUUCUCUCAUUACAUGCUUUUAGCCUCGUUCCUAAUCCUGAACAAAACCGAGCGUCCUAACAUGCACACCAUAUACCCUUAUGUGCACUCCUUUUCGAACGUUCCCGAUCGAACGUCUAUGUUACGCCCGAUAACAAUUCCAGAUGUAUACCCCACUCUACCGAGCGGUUCGGUCUUUUCUCUGGUUGCUGGCGACUUUGAAGAAAUAUACGGCGGAGAGUCAGAUCCAAACGAGCCGCAGGCGGGGUUAUGGGAUGCUGUGAUGACAUGCUUCUUCAUCGAUACAGCAAAGAACAUUGUUAAUUAUCUCCGAAUUAUACACAAAAUACUCGCACCCGGUGGUGUAUGGAUCAACCUUGGCCCCCUUCUAUGGCAUUGGGAGAACAAUCAUACAAAUGACCCAUCGAUCGAGUUAGACCUUGUGGAAGUGAAGCAGCUUGCGGCAAUGGUGGGAUUUGAGAUCGAGAACGAACGCACUAUUGAUGCGACGUAUACCACCAACUCUCAGGGAAUGCUGGGAUAUACAUAUCGGACAGCGUUUUGGACUGCCAAAAAGAAGAUUUAAAUACUUUCUUGUUUGCAGCUGAGUAUGUAUAUAGAACUGCUGAGUGCACGCUGUAUAAGAUUUCGAGUUGUAAAAUUUCACUAUGUCUCGUUU
Lentinula edodes (shiitake mushroom) is the source of this 1387-nucleotide messenger RNA. RefSeq names its product N2227-like protein-domain-containing protein. Bases 62 to 1294 code for a protein of 410 amino acids. Gene Ontology annotation, molecular function: S-adenosylmethionine-dependent methyltransferase activity. The record is from RefSeq and is a predicted model, not a curated record. The transcript is spliced from 11 exons. Lineage: Eukaryota; Fungi; Basidiomycota; Agaricomycetes; Agaricales; Omphalotaceae.